UCCUGUCACCACAAACGGACGGGUAAUGAUCGAUCGAUGGAUCGCCCGCCCGCCAGAAGACAAUGAUCCACGAUCUCUUGCUGCCUGCAGCUUUCGUCCCUCCCUCUCGGCGCCCCUGACAAGGUGGAGGAGUAGAGUCGAGUGGCCCAGACGCCGUCUCGCACAUUUUUGAAGCCUUGUGUCUGUGCUCUCGUCGUCCGAGCUAGGUCGCCCUCACCCUCGCCCUCGCACUCGCACUCGCCAUCCCGACCUUCCCAGCAGCGUUGCAAGACUCGGCGAUUUGUGCUGUCGGUGCGGAGAAAUGGCGAUGAGGCAAUUCGCAGCUCAGGCAGCCACCGCCCUUAGGGUACGCUGCGCACCGGCCUCCAUCCAUGCAGGCUUCCCCGUCUCUGUGGCCCGUGCAUUCUCCACGGUCGUGGACUCCCUGAAGUACGCCACAAGUCACGAGUGGGUGAAAAUUGACGGGGAAACGGCAGUUAUCGGCAUUACUGACCACGCUCAGUCCGAGCUUGGAGACAUUGUCUUUGCCGAAAUCAAAGGAGCAGUUGGAGAUUCCAUCACAGCUAAUGACUCCUUCGCUAGCGUGGAGAGUGUGAAGGCAGUCAGUGAUGUAAUGGCUCCAGUGUCUGGAGAAAUCUUGGAAAUCAACGACACACUGAAGAACGAACCUGGAGCGAUUAACGAGAGCCCGUUCGAGAAGGGCUGGUUUGCCAAGGUGAAGAUGUCAAACCCAUCAGAAGUAAACCAAUUGCUCGACAGCAAGGCCUACGAGGCUCACGUCGAGGCGAACGCCCACUAAGUUAAGAGGUUGCCUGCUAGUUAGAAAUCUGAUUGCAGUUCACGAUGAUUCGUCUCUCCUGGUGUUUUUCUCUUCAAAUCCCAAUUUCCGGAGACAACCUUGUGAAUGGACAUACAGGACAAUUUGUCACAUUCAUGAAACGUUCCAGAACUCUGACGGACGCUUUCAGGGCUUUUGAGAUAAGUAGAAGAUAGUCCUUUAAUACACUUCUGAUCUUUCAACCGAGGAUUAAAAGGUGCAGGCGAUGUGACUAGGCCUGACAGCCAGUCAUUGUUUCACUGGUCUCUAGCAAUCCCGAGCUUAAAUUAGAAAGAUUGAAAGCAGCAGAGUUGAAGGCACUGAAAUUUGACGUGCGCUUUACAAGUUUGUACUUCUAUUGAAUGUAAAUUCGAUGUGCAGCUAUUUCACUCCUGAUGUGCCUUA
Molecule: messenger RNA, 1222 nt
Organism: Marchantia polymorpha subsp. ruderalis
Lineage: Eukaryota; Viridiplantae; Streptophyta; Marchantiopsida; Marchantiales; Marchantiaceae
Source: the annotation of a GenBank genome assembly